AUGUCGCAAGAAAUCGAUCUCGCUUUUGAAUCUUUCACUGAAGGCACCACUCACUUGCAAAACAGUCAAUAUUCACAAGCCAUUGAUUGUUAUUCGAAAACUUUGAAACAUUUGAAUGAAGAAUUAUCAUCAUCCUCGUCGUACGAAUUGAAUAUUCGAACCAAGACUCACUUUUACAAGGGAUUGGCUCAUUUCCAUCUUUUACAAUACACACAAGCCAUUCAAGAAUUUUCAACCGUCGACUCGAUCAUCCACCAUUAUGAAUCAUCCUCUUCAUCAUCAAUUACAACCAGAUCCGAAGAAGAAGAAGAACAAGAUCACGAAGAUCCAGCCACUGUCUUGUCUUCACUCUCACCCACACACAUCAAAUCUCUCGAAUACUGGGCUCGUAGUUUACACAAAAACAGUAACAACAACCAUUCACAACAAGAAGAAGAAGAAGCUUUACAAUUAUAUUCUCGUGCCAUUGACAUGCUCUUGAAACAACAACAAAAAUCCUCACAACCAUUACCUUCCAUUCAUUCCUUAUACAUGUCCCGUGGUACUCUCCAUAGUGAUCUCAAACAUUACAGAGAGGCCAUUCAAGAUUUUUCUCAAUGUCUUGUCGUGUUAAGCGAACUCGGUGAAGAACAGAAAUUUCCAAAUAUGCAAGUUCACUUGUUCUCGGCUCAUCAUAAUCGAGCCAUUGCAUAUGAAGCUUUAAAAAAUUUUGAAAAAGCGUUGGAAGACUAUUCGAGUGCCAUUGAAUGGUUGGAACGAGCUCCGAAUGUAGAGGAAUUACUCGGGCAGAAUCCGAGUGAGGCCUUAAAUACGUACUUGUAUCGUGCCAUGUUGGUGUUCAAUGCUGGAGGAAAGAAUGAACAAGUCCUUAAUGAUUUACAAGUGGUAUUGAAAUAUAAUCCUCAUCAUUUGGUGGCCAAUCAAAUUGUGGCUCAAUGGUCGUAUCAAGCCAAGGACUAUGAGAAGGCACGUGAAAGUUAUUUCCGAUUAAUUUCCAUUUGUAAAAAGCAAUCAUCGGCUCAUGAUGAAUUGUAUUCGUAUUAUUUUAAUCAUGGAAUGUGUUGUAAAUUCUUGGGAGAUGAAUUGAGAGCUCUUGAAGACUUUGAACAAACCAUUCAAUUGAAUGAUGAGUACUUUAAAGGUUUUGUUGAAUUGGCUCGUUUGAGAAAAAUUUUGAAACGUGAUGAUGAUGCCAACGACAUGAUUCAAUUGUAUGAUCGAGCCAUUUCCUUACUUGAGAAGAAUAAGGUCAAGGAAGAAGAUUUGCCAAAUAACAAGUCCAAAGCGGCUCUCUAUUUUGAGAGAGGUGUAUUGAAGAGCAAAGUUGAGGAAUACGAAUCAUCAGUAGAAGAUUUUACCAAAUGCUUGGAAAUUGAGGAUGAGCAUGUAGAUGCCUUGUUUAAUAGAGCCAAUAUUUAUCGAACACAUUUGAAAGACUUUUCCAAAGCUCUCAAAGAUGCUGAGACUGUUUGUAAAUUGGAUUCUAACGAUCUGGAGGCCAUGAUGGAAGUUGGGUUGUGUUUGUUUGAACUCGACAAGAUUGAUCAAGCAAAGAAGCAAUUUGAAAAGAUUUUACAAAAAGACCCGCAUCAUGAAGGUGCCAAGAAUUAUUUGGAUUAUCUCAACAAUGCUGAUGACGAAAAUGAAUAA
Naegleria lovaniensis is the source of this 1650-nucleotide messenger RNA. RefSeq lists its product as uncharacterized. The transcript has 3 exons. The record is from RefSeq and is a predicted model, not a curated record. The coding region runs from base 1 to 1650 and encodes 549 amino acids. Gene Ontology annotation, molecular function: protein binding. Lineage: Eukaryota; Heterolobosea; Eutetramitea; Acrasida; Naegleriidae.